CCGAAUUUCCGGGAUCCCGGUGUUUCAUGCGCCCGUUCAAUGGCCCUACAUAGUACCGGUUCCUAAACAUACAUACCGGUUCUUGAACCAGCAUACGUGCGCUUGGAUGUGAUACCUCAAUUUGGUGUACCUCUCCCUGCAGCUGACCGCUGUAUGCUGAUGAGGAAUCUGAGAGCCAAAGCACGUCAGCCAGCUAUACUUAGCUCACUAACUCCCAGUCAAACCACUGUCGGUUCUGGCAAAUAUAUAUAUCAUCGACAGCAUUUCCUUAGUAGCGAGCCUACCACUAGUAUUAGUAACGGCAAGUCCGCAGUACUAUGCACAUGUAACACUGGGUUACUACUACUAAGUACUCAUCUAAAGCAUCCUCAUCAUGGUUAGACUACUGUUUCCUAGUGAUUGUAUCCAGCAG
This is a messenger RNA of Aspergillus piperis CBS 112811, 412 nucleotides long. RefSeq lists its product as uncharacterized. The transcript has a single exon. The record is from RefSeq and is a predicted model, not a curated record. NCBI's taxonomy places the organism in Eukaryota, Fungi, Ascomycota, Eurotiomycetes, Eurotiales, Aspergillaceae. Bases 154 to 381 code for a protein of 75 amino acids.